This is a messenger RNA of Leptosia nina, 303 nucleotides long. NCBI's taxonomy places the organism in Eukaryota, Metazoa, Arthropoda, Insecta, Lepidoptera, Pieridae. The record is from the annotation of a GenBank genome assembly.
AUGAUUUACGCUCAAAAAUCGGAGCCAAUUUCAGCCUCCAUCGGAACUGUUAAAACAGUAAUCAAUUCUUAUCGGACAGUUAUGCUAAUAAGACAUGCUAAUUCCAAAAACCAACAAGCGAACAAAAACACGGGCUCAAAAAAGGAAAAAGGUGACGGCGGGCGCCACGGGCAAUUAUGGGCCACGGGCUGGAUCGGACCAUUCGGAACGAUGCGAGGAAUGCUUUCCUCUAGUCCAGGGAUGGACGAUCGGGGCUUUUGCGGUCUAGAGACGAUCUUUCUGCGGCCAAUCACAAAAUUUUAA